Phyllostomus hastatus (greater spear-nosed bat) is the source of this 4006-nucleotide messenger RNA. RefSeq names its product scavenger receptor class F member 1 (gene SCARF1). Gene Ontology annotation, molecular function: scavenger receptor activity. The transcript has 11 exons. Bases 342 to 2828 code for a protein of 828 amino acids. The record is from RefSeq and is a predicted model, not a curated record. Lineage: Eukaryota; Metazoa; Chordata; Mammalia; Chiroptera; Phyllostomidae.
UGAGGAUAUGACCUAAUGGGAAACUACAGCUGCCCCCCUCAACCCACCCCCUCGCUUGUUCCCAAUACCCCAUGGCUUACAGCUUCAUCUUCCCCUCCAGAUUGAAACCAGCCCCUUAAGCCUCCACUCUGCACUCUUGGCACUGGCCCUCGUUUCCCUUUCCUUUCUCUGGUAUUGCCAGUCUCCCCAGCACCUUUGUGCCCACCCUCUCAGGGAGGUGCCUCUGGGUAGCCCGCCCCACCGGCCUGGUUUCCUCAGGAAAAGCCUUGGGAGGAAACAGGGAGGGGGUUGGGAGCUGUGGGGGCCAGACUGACUCCAACCCGCUUGCUGCGCUGGCCGCCAUGGGGCCUCGGCUGCUGCUCCCACUGCUACUGCUCUGGACUCAGGGGACCCAGGGGUCUGAGCUGGACCCUAAUGGGCAGCAUGUCUGCAGGGCCAACAGCCCCUCUGCUGAGCUCCAGUGCUGCCCAGGCUGGAGGCAGAAAGAUCAAGAGUGCACCAUUCCCAUCUGCGAGGGGCCUGACGCCUGCCGGAAAGACGAAGUGUGCGUGAAACCAGGCCUCUGUCGAUGCAGACCUGGAUUCUUCGGGGCCCAGUGCAACUCCCGCUGCCCGGGCCAGUACUGGGGCCCCGACUGCCGCGAGAGCUGCGCCUGCUACCCCCAUGGCCAGUGUGAGCCGGUCACUGGUGUGUGCCGCUGCCAGGCCAACCGCUGGGGCAGCCGCUGCGAGUUCGAGUGCUCUUGCAGCCCUCAUGGGCGUUGCGACCCGAAGACCGGCGCCUGCUACUGCGAGCCCGGCUGGUGGUCGACCAAGUGCCACCACCGGUGCCAAUGCAAAGUGGGGGUGCGCUGUGAUCAGAACACCGGCUCCUGCCUGUGUGAGGCGGGCUGGUGGGGCCGCCGCUGCAGCUUCCCCUGCGAUUGCAACGGCUCGCCUUGUGUGCAGGAGUCGGGCCGCUGCAUCUGCCUGCCUGGCUGGUGGGGCCGCGAGUGCCGGCAGCAGUGCGAGUGCGUGCGCGGCAGCUGCAGCCCAGCCUCCGGCCAGUGCUCCUGUCCGCCCGGCUUCCGCGGCGCGCGCUGCGAGCUGCCCUGCCCGGCAGGCCGCUACGGGACGCAGUGCAGCCACCGCUGCGGCCACUGCAAGCAGAAUGAGCCAUGCUCUGCGGACACGGGCAGCUGCGAGUCCUGCGAGUCCGGCUGGAACGGGACCCAGUGCCUCCAGCCCUGCCCACCUGGCACCUUUGGCGAGAGCUGUGGGCAGCAGUGCCCCCACUGCCGGCUUGGGGAGACCUGUCAGGCAGACACUGGACACUGUCAGAGCUGUGACCCUGGCUGGCUGGGGCCCAGGUGUGAAGACCCCUGUCCGAGCGGCACCUUUGGGGAGGGCUGUGGCUCAACCUGCCCCACCUGUGUCCAGGGGGCUUGUGAUGCUGCGACUGGGGAAUGCGUCUGCAACGCUGGCUACUGGGGACCCGGCUGCAAUGUUUCCUGCCCAUCUGGCUUCUAUGGAAGCAACUGCUCUGUUCCCUGUGAAUGCCCAGGGGGACCCUGCCACCCUGUCUCUGGGGCCUGCCAGCUGGGGCCUCACAGCCAGGAUGCAGCCCUCAUUGUUGGCAUUCUCGUGCCUCUGCUGCUGCUCCUCCUUGGCUUUGCCUGCUGUGCCUGCUGCUGCUGGGCUGCCCGCUUGGACCCCAAGGACAGGGCAGCGAGAGAUGGAGCUGCUGUGUCCAGGAUGAAGCUCCAGGUCUGGGGGGCGCUGACCAGCCUGGGCUCCACACUGCCCUGCAGUUCCCUCAGCAGCCACAAGCUUCCCUGGGUGACAGUCUCCCACCACGACCCGGAGAUCCCCUUCAACCACAGCUUCAUUGAGCCGCCCUCUGCCGGCUGGGCCUCGGACGACUCCUUCUCUUCUGAUUCCGCGUCUGGAGAGGAGGAUGAGGGUCCUGCCUACUGUGUGCCACCCCAAGAAGGAAUAGUCCCUGUGGCCCAAGCAGAGUCGCCAGAGGCCAGCCUGGUUGGAGGUCCCUUCCCUCUCCCUGAGGAUGCCUCCACACCAUUCGCCAUCCCGCGCACCUCCAGCCUAGCACGGGCCAAGCGACCAUCAGUCUCUUUUGCUGAAGGGACGAAGUUUGCACCGCAGAGUUGCCGGAGCUCAGGGGAGCUCUCCAGCCCGCUCAGAAAGCCCAAGCGGCUCUCCCGGGGGACCCAGCCAGGUCCUGAAAACCAGGAGGCUGAGGAAUCCACAGGCCCUGAGCUAGCAGAUGGGGACAAAGCGCCUCCUGGAGCUGCCAGCCCCAGGGAUUCAGCCAGUGGGCACCGCCGGCUUCCAUUUGGUGGCCGGACAGUGGCUGAGCGUGUGGAAGCCAUUGAAGGCAGCGUCCAGGAAAGCUCAGGCUCCAUAACCACGAUCUACAUGCUGGCAGGGACGCCCCAGGAAUCUGAGGGCCCAGUCCGGUCUGUCCUCCGCCGUUUUGGUAGCUUCCAGAAAGGCCAGGCAGGGCCCAAGAUCAAGAGUGCCAUCCCCAAGCCUCCACGUCGGGCACUGAGCCGGAACAAGGGCAGCUCCGGGGUGGCCUCUGGCUCUGCCACUCAGAGCCCUGGCUCAGCCACAAAUGAGGAGCUCGCUGGGGCUUUGGAGUCUGCAGGAACCGGGCCAGAAGUGUCCAGAGGACCGAGGGAUGGCAUCAAGAGCUCAGGGAGGGUCCAGGAGCCAGCCCCCGAGGGUGGUCCCCCAGAACAGGAGCCCCAGAAGCUGGCUGAUGAGGAAGGGCAGGAGGAGCCCCAGUAUGAGAAUGUUGCACCCAUCUCUGGACCACCAGAGCCCUGAGGACCGUGAAUUUGGGGAGUGGGAAGACUGGAUAGGGGGCUAGGCAUCCAAACUGCCCUUGCAUCAGACUGUUUUGUGCUGAAAAAAGGCCCCAGGGCCAGGACAGGCCCUCCGCCCGUCUGCGGGGAAGUGUCCGAGGUGGAGGCCAGCUGGCUGUGGGCCCUGGCAGCGCUCCGGGGAUGGUCUGGAAAGCCUGGGCAGAGACCCUGUGGGACGGGGUCAGGAAGGGGAAGACAGGGGCUUUUUCUCUGCUGUCCUGGACUCUGUUUGCCCCAAAAGGCGAUGCUUUCCUUCAUUUGCAAAAUAUCUUUCUGAAAUGGGAAACAACCUAAAUAUUUGAAGACUGGUUAAAGGUUUUUUCUUAACGAUAGGUUCUUAACCAGCCAUGAAAAAUUAUGUUGUGCGAGAAUACUCAGUAUGGCGGGGGGGGUCUGUGCUAUACCAUUACGUGUAAAACUAAGUGUUCUUUUUACAAAUUACAUUUCUUUUUGUGUCAGGAUACAUGUUUAGAAUUCUUAUUUUUGUGUAUAUUUUGUGAUUGUUUUACAAACUUUUUUUAAAAGGAUGUAAGCAUAUAGUUUCAAAGGAAAGGUGUCAGUCAAAUGACAUUUUUCUCUCAGAUGAGAUUGAUCUUUUUAAACUUUUGUAUAAUUUGCAAAUGUUUUUACUUUCUCACUAGAUUUUUUAAAAAAGCAAUAUUCUUUGUUAAAAAUAAAUAGGACUAACAUCACAGACAUGUAUGAAGUAAAAAUAAGAUUUCCCUCCUCCCCAGAGGAGGCUGGGGCACCAGGGAGGGGCCAGAUUCAUUUUCCACAGAAUGCCUCUGGUCUCGUUCCGAGCCCUCUCCAUCCAUCCUCGUGUUGCCUCGUCAGGGAAUGAGCGCAGCUCCCCCGCUGUCACGGUGCUCAGUGUCUCAUGAACAGCUCUGAUGCUUCCUUUCAGAUGUUUCUUUGUGCACAUGAAGACAGAAGAGCGUACUGCUCUGUGAUUUGCUCUUUUACUUAAUACAAUACAUCCUGGGUAUCUUUUGGUGUCAGUAAACAUACAGCUACCUCUUUUUACAAAAGAUGGCUACGUGAGAUUCCAUCAUGUGGAAAUAACAGGUUAUUUAAACUGUCCCUACAUAUGGGGACUUGGGUUGUUUCUAAUGGUUCUGAUACAAUAAAUGAUGAAGCAUA